Messenger RNA from Cercocebus atys (sooty mangabey), 8985 nucleotides. RefSeq names its product sterile alpha motif domain containing 9 (gene SAMD9). Gene Ontology annotation, cellular component: cytoplasm. The transcript has 4 exons. Gene Ontology annotation, molecular function: protein binding. Lineage: Eukaryota; Metazoa; Chordata; Mammalia; Primates; Cercopithecidae. Bases 2396 to 7162 code for a protein of 1588 amino acids. The record is from RefSeq and is a predicted model, not a curated record.
GCAUAGCCAACAGAAUGAGACCGUGUCUCAAAGAAAAAAAAAAGAAAAAGAAAAAGGAAAAAUAGGUAAAGAACAGGUAAUGAAAACUUAAAAGUACUUUACUUUAAUCAAAUAUACCUUCCACCAUCUACUCUAAGAAAUAAGUAGCUUCCAGAAAACAAAGCUCUCUGAGAGUUUCUCAAAUACUGUUGUUGGAUGACAUGUAUAGGAAGACAGACAGACAGAUAGACUACUAUGGGAAGUCUUUGGAAUUAUGGCAGCUUUAUGUGCCUGGCAAAAAUACUAGGCUUAUGUCUAAUUUCUCCCCGAAGGAAACACUAAGAUAAUGCAAGAGGGUUGGGGGAUCACAUUUCUGAAUGAAGGCCUGACCUUCAGCUCCCUUUAGAAAAGUUAACAAACCCUACAGUUUAACACCAACUAGAGUUAAAAAAAUGUAUGUGGGUUCAAUCGGUAACAAAUAGUGUUUCCUGCUAAGAUUCUCAGAACCAAAUUUUCAGGUCAGUUUUUAAAGUAUACAGUAUCAAAACCAGUAAUUUUAGGCACUAAUUUUACUCCAUGAUUUCACCUUUUUCCCCCUACCAUUAUUUAGCCUUCCCCAUGAUUUUGUUACCUAACGGUUUUAAUAUAUGUGUGAUCUUGGAUUACUUUCUAAAUAUUUCACCUAAAAAACAUUUUGGAACAAGAGAGGAUAUAAAGAAAUCAUAAAUAUGUAAAAUAUCUAUGAACAGUGGCAUAAAUACCUAUGAAUGGUGGCAUAUUAUUUUCUCCAAGAGUGACAUCAUCAACAAUUUUUGAAAAAUAAUUUAUUGAAAGGUACAGCUAUCAAUAAUCUGACAAAAGCUUUAUGGGAAGAAGCGUGAAAGUGUAACCUGUUCAAUGACAUUUGAAAUAUUCAUAAUCUCUCUAGUAGAGAAAACAGUCAAAGGUCACUUCUUUAUUAUUUGCUUACUUUCCCAACCAAAUGUUCAGGCCCAGUUCUCCAUCUCCCACAUUCUUAUAUGAGAACCUGACUUUAUGUUUUUACAUAUAAUGGUAUGCAGUUCUUGCAUAAAUCAAAUAAUCCAUCUAAUUCACCACUCGUUCUCAUCAUCUAGUUUAUGACAUAUCACCCAGAGAGUAAGGACUGUGACUGUGUCUGUAAAACUGUGAAAGGUUCAAGUUGAUGAAGGAAGUCAGGGAGACCCCAGGAAAAGGGUACUGGUGGGAUGGGGCGAGAUGGGGGAUGAGAGUCAUGGGUAUGAGGCCUCAGUAGCCAGGGCACACUAGCAGCAGGAUAAUCAGGGACCCCUGCUUUAUGUUAAAUAGUGUGGGUGUAACAAAAGGGAACAUACUUUCAUAGGGUGGAGUAGAUGUGACUCAGCAAAUGGAUACAAGAAAGUGACUUAGAUUAGAACGGUCACUAGACGAGGGUGUAGUCAUCUUUUAGAUAACUCUAAAACCAGUAUGAAUCAACACUGAGUCGGAUGCAGAAGUCAAAAGUUCAUAAUCUGAGGCUGCAAUAAUAAACACCUAGCAAAACUUUAGGACCUCACAUACCAUUGAAUUCACAAUUAUCCUUGGUUCAUAACACACCAUCAUCUUUUUUAUGCAAAUGUCUCUUUUAUUUUAUUCAUCCGUUUAUUUAUUUUCUAAUGUAUUUUGGAGGCAUUAUUGGCUUUUUAAAUACGGCAUAACUUAUAUACAAUGAACAAACUUAAGGGUAAGCCUCUAUGAAAUUUUUAUAUGUACUUACCUGUGCAACCACUACCCAUAUCAAGAUAUAAAAUAUUUCCAUCACCCCAGAAGUUUUCCUUGUGUUCCUUCCCAGAAAAUAUCUACCCCCAACAUCAUUCUGACUUCUAUGACAGAUUACUUUUGCCUAUUCUUAAACUAUAUAAGUAGAAUUCUACAAUAUGUUUUCUGUUGUAACUGGCUUAUUUCACACAGUAUGAUGUGAGAUUCUUUCAUGUUGUUGCCUGUAUCAGUACUUUAAUCGUUUUCAUGAGAAUUGCAGAUCCAAAGGGUAAGUAUAUAUUUAACUUCACAAAAACUGACAGCUUCUUAAAGUGGCUGAAACAAUGUACAUUCCAACAGGCAAUGUAUGAGAGCUCCAUUGACUCCACAUCUUCACCAACAUUUGGCGUUACCAGUCUUUCAUUUUAGCCAUUCUGUGGGUGAGUAGGUGGCCUUUUGUGAUCUCCUACAUCCUGAAACUGAGACUCCUUUGGUUUCUUCUAGAGUCAGUUUGCAUUCUCCACUGACUGUUCAAUUUUGAGAACCAGAGUUGAGGUCUGUUUAAAGAGGCUCGGCAGAUGGAAGAAGUCAUGGGUCAAUGACAUACACUUGCUCUAAUCAGAGAAAUGCAGAGGGAUUAGUAUGCCUGGCCACAGAUAAAGGUCAUUAGCCUGGUAUCAGAAUGGCAAAGCAACUGAACCUUCCACAAAAUACAGAUGAUUGGACCAAAGAGGAUGUAAAUCGGUGGUUAGAAAGUCACAAGAUUGACCAAAAACACAGGGAAAUUUUGACUGGACAAGAUGUGAAUGGAGCAGUCUUGAAGUGGUUAAAAAAAGAACAUCUUGUUGAUAUGGGCAUCACACAUGGACCAGCUAUUCAAAUAGAAGAACUAUUCAAAGAAUUGCAGAAAACAGCCAUUGAAGAUUCAAUUCAGACAUCUAAGAUGAGAAAGCCCAGUAAAAAUGCUCCUAAAGACCAAACCGUGUCUCAAAAGGAAAGUAGAGAAACUUCAAAGCAAAAACAAAAGGAUAAAGAGAACCCAGAUAUGGCUAAUCCAUCUACAAUGAGUACAAUUGCUAAAGUUUCUGAGUCACUAAAAGUUGAGCUCAUAGAAGAUAAAAUAGAUUAUACAAAGGAAAGGCAACCAUCCAUAGACCUGACAUGUGUAUCAUACCCAUUUGAUGAAUUCAGUAAUCCAUAUCGUUACAAGUUGGAUUUUAUUCUACAGCCUGAAACAGGACCAGGCAAUCUCAUUGAUCCAAUACAUGAAUUCAAAGCCUUCACAAAUACAGAAACAGCCACAGAAGAGGAUGUUAAGAUGAAAUUUAGCAAUGAGGUUUUCCGAUUUGCUUCAGCUUGUAUGAAUUCACGUACCAAUGGCACUAUUCAUUUUGGAGUCAAAGACAAACCCCAUGGGAAAAUUGUUGGCGUCAAAGUCACCAGUGAUACCAAGGAAGCCCUCAUUAACCAUUUCAAUCUGAUGAUAAACAAGUAUUUUGAAGACCAUCAGGUCCAACAAGCAAAGAAGUGCAUUCGAGAGCCAAGAUUUGUGGAAGUUUUACUGCCAAAUAGUACUUUAUCUGACAGAUUUGUUAUUGAAGUGGACAUUAUUCCACAGUUCUCUGAAUGCCAGUAUGAUUAUUUCCAGAUUAAAAUUCAAAAUUACAACAACAAAACAUGGGAACAAAGUAAAAAAUUCUCAGUAUUUGUGCGAGAUGGGACCAGCUCUAAGGACAUUAUGAAAAAUAAAGCUGAUUUCAGAACAUUUAAAGCAGAUUUUAAAACACUGGCAGAGUCCAGAAAAGCAGCAGAAGAAAAAUUCAGAGCAAAAACAAAUAAAAAAGAAAGGGAGGGACCGAAGUUGGUUAAAUUAUUGACAGGAAAUCAAGAUUUGUUAGAUAAUUCAUACUAUGAACAGUACAUUCUUGUAACAAAUAAAUGUCACCCAGAUCAAACAAAACACUUAGAUUUCCUGAAGGAAAUUAAAUGGUUUGCUGUGUUGGAGUUCGAUCCUGAGUCUAACAUCAAUGGAGUGGUCCAAGAUUACAAAGCAAGCCGAGUAGCAAACCUUCACUUUCCAAGUAUAUAUGUAGAAGGGAAAACCACACCAAAUGAGAAGAUUUCUACUCUGAAUCUUUACCAUCAACCAAGCUGGAUUUUCUGCAAUGGCAGGUCAGACCUUGACAGUGAAAAAUAUAAACCCUUUGAUCCAAGUUCCUGGCAAAGAGAAAGAGCUUCUGAUGUCAGGAAACUGAUUUCAUUUCUUACACAUGAAGACAUAAUGCCAAGAGGGAAGUUUUUGGUGGUAUUUCUAUUACUAUCCUCUGUAGAUGACCCAAGAGAUCCCCUCAUUGAGACUUUCUGUGCUUUCUACCAGGAUCUCAAAGGAAUAGAAAAUAUACUGUGUAUUUGUGUACAACCACACAUAUUUCAGGGAUGGAAAGAUCUACUUGAAGCAAGAUUAAUAAAACACCAAGAUGAAAUUUCAAGCCAAUGUAUUUCUGCUUUAAGCCUUGAAGAGAUCAAUGGCACUAUUCUUAAACUAAAAUCUGUGACUCAAUCUUCAAAAAGACUUUUACCAUCUAUUGGUUUAUCGACUGUCCUUCUGAAAAAAGAAGAAGAUAUCAUGACUUCUCUGGAAAUUAUCUGUGAAAAUGAAUGUGAGGGUACACUGUUAGAGAAGGACAAAAAUAAAUUCCUUGAAUUCAAGGCAUCAAAAGAGGAAGACUUCUAUCGAGGUGGCAAAGUGUCAUGGUGGAACUUCUACUUCUCUUCUGAAAGUUAUUCUUCACCUUUUGUCAAAAGGGAUAAAUAUGAAAGACUUGAAGCAAUGAUUCAAAACUGCGCAGAUUCUUCUAAACCAACAUGUACCAAAAUUAUUCACCUGUAUCAUCAUCCAGGCUGUGGGGGAACUACCUUGGCUAUGCACAUUCUCUGGGACCUAAGGAAAAAAUUCAGAUGUGCUGUGCUAAAAAACAAGACAGUGGAUUUUUCUGAAAUUGGAGAACAGGUAACCAAUUUAAUCACCUAUGGGGCAAUGAACCGACAGGACUAUGUACCUGUACUGCUCCUUGUUGAUGAUUUUGAAGAACAAGAUAAUGUCUAUCUUCUGCAGUACUCUAUUCAAACAGCUAUAGCUAAAAAGUACAUUCGAUAUGAAAAACCUCUGGUGAUUAUCCUAAAUUGUAUGAGAUCACAAAAUCCUGAAAAAAGCGCAAGGAUCCCAGACAGCAUUGCCGUAAUACAGCAACUCUCUCCCAAAGAACAGAGAGCUUUCGAGCUUAAAUUGAAAGAAAUCAAAGAACAGCAUAAAAAUUUUGAGGAUUUUUAUUCCUUUAUGAUCAUGAAAACCAAUUUUAAUAAAGAAUACAUAGAAAAUGUGGUCCGGAAUAUCCUGAAAGGGCAGAAUAUUUUUACCAAGGAAGCAAAGCUCUUUUCUUUUCUGGCUCUUCUUAAUUCAUAUGUGCCUGAUACCACCAUUUCACUAUCACAGUGUGAAAGAUUCUUAGGAAUUGGAAACAAGAAGGCUUUCUGGGGCACAGAAAAAUUUGAAGACAAGAUGGGCACCUACUCUACAAUUUUGAUAAAAACAGAGGUCAUCGAAUGUGGGAACUACUGUGGAGUACGCAUCAUUCACUCUUUGAUUGCAAAGUUCUCACUGGAAGAAUUGAAGAAAAGCUAUCACCUGAAUAAAAGUCAAAUUAUGUUGGAUAUGCUAACUGAGAAUUUGUUCUUCGAUACCGGUAUGGGAAAAAGCAAAUUUUUGCAAGAUAUGCACACACUCCUACUCACAAGACACCGCAAUGAACAUGAAGGUGAAACAGGAAAUUGGUUUUCCCCAUUUAUUGAAGCAUUACAUAAAGAUGAAGGAAAUGAAGCAGUUGAAGCUGUAUUGCUUGAAGGUAUCCAUCGAUUCAACCCAAAUGCAUUCAUUUGCCAAGCGUUGGCAAGACAUUUCUACAUUAAAAAGAAGGACUUUGGCAAUGCUCUAAACUGGGCAAAACAAGCAAAAAUCAUAGAACCUGACAAUUCUUAUAUCUCAGAUACACUGGGUCAAGUCUACAAAAGUAAAAUAAGAUGGUGGAUAGAGGAAAACGGAAGAAAUAGGAACAUUUCAGUUGAUGAUCUAAUUGCUCUUUUGAAUUUAGCAGAACAGGCCUCAAGUGCAUUCAAAGAAUCUCAACAGCAAAGUGAAUAUAGAGAGUAUGAAGUGAAGGAAAGGUUGUAUCAGAAGUCAAAAAGGAGGUAUGAUACUUACAAUACCGCUGGUUAUCAAGGAGAGAUAGAAGUUGGGCUUUACACAAUCCAAAUUCUCCAGCUCAUUCCUUUUUUUGAUAAUAAAAAUGAGCUAUCUAGAAGAGAUAUGGUCAAUUUUGUAUCAGGAAGUGGUGAUAUUCCAGGGGAUCAAAAUGAUGAAUAUAAAUUAGCCCUCAAAAACUAUAUUCCUUAUUUAACUAAAUUGGAAUUUUCUUUGAAAAAGUCCUUUGAUUUUUUUGAUGAAUACUUUGUACUGCUAAAACCCAGGAACAACAUUAAGCAAAAUGAAGAGGCCAAAACUCGGAGAAAGGUGGCCGUAAAUUUUAAGAAAUAUACAGAUAUAUUUUGUCUCUUAGAAGAAUCACAAGACAUAGGUCUUGGAUCAAAGUUCAGUGAGCCACUUCAAAUAGAGAGAUGCCGGAAAAGCCUAGUAGCUUUAAAAGCAGACAAGUUUUCUGGGCUCUUGGAAUAUCUUAUCAAAAGUCAAGAGGAUGCUAUGAGCACUAUGGAAGAUAUAGUGAACAAAUAUGCUUUUCUCUUAGAACAAUGCACUGUCAAAAUCCAGUCAAAAGAAAAGUUAAAUUUCAUCUUGGCCAACAUUAUUCUCUCCUGUAUCAAACCUACCUCGACAUUAGUAAAGCCAGUUGAAAAACUAAAAGAUCAGCUUCGAGAAGUCUUGCAACCAAUAGGACUGACUUACCGGUUUUCAGAACCUUAUUUUCUAGCUUCCCUCUUAUUCUGGCCAGAAAAUCAACAACUAGAUCAACAUUCUCAACAAAUGAAGGAGUAUGCUCAAGCACUGGAAAAUUCUUUCAAGGGGCAAUAUAAACAUAUGCAUCGUACAAAGCAACCAAUUGCGUAUUUCUUUCUUGGAAAAGGUAAAAGACUGAAAAGACUUGUUCACAAAGGAAAAAUUGAUCAGUGCUUUGAAAAGACACCAGAUAUUAAUUCCUUGUGGCAGAGUGGAGAUGUGUGGAAGGAGGAAAAAGUCCAAGAACUUUUGCUUCGUUUACAAGGUCGAGCUGAAAAUAAUUGUUUAUACAUAGAGUAUGGAAUCAAUGAAAAAAUCACAAUACCCAUUACUCCCACUUUUUUAGGUCAACUUAGAAGCGGCAGAAGCAUAGAAAAGGUGUCUUUUUACCUGGGAUUUUCCAUUGGAGGCCCACUUGCUUAUGACAUUGAAAUUGUUUAAGGGUCUGAUAUUGUUCCUCCAAGAAUUUGGUCUCAGUACCACCUAAUUUUUUUAGACUCAAGAUCGAUGCUUUAAACUAGCCCCUAUGUUAUAGAUACAGCCCCUAGCUCUUCAGACCUGUACAUGCAGUAUUUAACUUCCUCUUAAACAUGUUAUGAGUCCUACAAAGACAAUAGUGAAAAUGGAAGGAGUGAAAUAUAUGAAAAGCAGCAAAUAUGUUCCUUGGUUUGGUUAACACCAUUGAUGACAAAAUAAUAAGGAGCUAUGACUGGAGUCAGAAGAGGGUUAGUGUAAUAAGCUGGCUACACAGAACCCCACUACUUACCAGGCAUGGAUUGAAGAAGAUUGUCUACUCAAAUGGCAUUUAGACAUUAGAAUGUCUGGGAAAAUAUUUCUCAAAGAGAGCAAAAACCUCUCAAACUGAGUAGCAACAUUUAUUCUUACUAAGCAGAUCAUCAAUGUUUCAUGUACUUGGCACUCAAGGAUCUUCCAAAACAGAGGACCAGCCAGUCUUCUGAAGGUCAUGCUCAUAGAAGUCAUCAGACCUUGCCAAAGUAGGCUGGAGAAUUAGAUUGCCUUUUCAUGCAGUGAGAGUCAGUUAAGCAAAAAUAAAAUUUGUCUCUAUAGCUAAUUAGCUUAUCAACUCCUCUCCAAACAAACAAUUUAAAAAAAAACCUCACACUCAAAUUCCACAAGAUAAUGAACAAAAGGGACUCUUGUGAGAAGACUAAUGAGUCUCUCAUCCAGAAGAUGCCAAUGUACUGGCAGAUUAACAUAUAACCUAUGUUUUGAACAAAAACAACCAGAGAUAUGUAAUCAAAAUGUAAUUUUCCCCUAAUAAAAUUAUGGGUAUGGGCAGUAAUCAACGGCUGCCAAAACCAUUAAGUAGAAAGCUGAUUAAAAAAAAAAAAAAACUUUCUAACGGAUUUCUCAAACUGUCCCAAAUCCUGAUAAAUAUUAACAUCACAGAGGAAGGCCACACAUUAUGGGUCUGGAAGUACUAUAGGAGUGCACAUAUCACCCAUGAGAUGGUCUUGCCAAGUAGUUAAAGCUGAAUUUGAUCAGGUCUCUGGAUCUUAUUUUCAAUUCAAAAGAAAUUAAAAAAAAAAAAUCCUACUAACACCACAACAAAUAUGCAACCAGCAAUAUCCAGAAAGUAGAAAUUCACAGGACAAAAACCUGGUUUAUUCAAUCAAAAAAGAAAGAAAGAAAUUGCAAAGGACCAAAAAAAGGUUAGGGAAUCUAUACAUUAUAAAGGACUUAACAACUAAAGUGCAACACAUAGACUUUAGAUCCUAAUUUGAGCAAAAUCUAAAAUCAAUUAUUAGGCAAUCAGAAAAAUUUGAACACAGACUAGAUAUUUGAGAAUAUUAAGGUCCUCUAUUAUUGAUUUGUUAGAUGGUAUAAUGAUUCUAUGGUUAUGUUUUUUAAAGAGUUCGUGCCUUUCAGAGAUACAUACUACAGUAUUUGUAAAUAAAUAAUAUGAUCUGGAAUUAGUAAUUUUGUGUUUGGGGUGUAGGGGUGUAGGGGUGGUGAAAGGGAAGUAAACCGAAACAAGAUUGGUCCUGAGUUAACAAUGGCUGCAUGCUGGAUACAUGUAUACUUUUCUCUCUCUUACUGAUUGUGCUUUUGAAAUUUUCUCUUGUAGAACAUUUAGAAAACAAAAACAAAAAAAAAUGUGAUUUGUUUCUGUCUUCAAAAUCUCAUUAGAAUUUUUUCACUGGAGGAAGUUUUUCCCUUUCUUCUGCAUAAAAUUUUAACUCCAUAACUUAUGAGCUCAAUCUUUAUUGUUACUUUUUAAUUGACAAAUAAAAAUUGUAUAU